Striga hermonthica is the source of this 1155-nucleotide messenger RNA. The record is from the annotation of a GenBank genome assembly. NCBI's taxonomy places the organism in Eukaryota, Viridiplantae, Streptophyta, Magnoliopsida, Lamiales, Orobanchaceae.
AUGGCCACUCAACAAGUAAAUGUGCACAUGAACUAUGGAAAUGGUGAUACCAGCUACACCAACAAUUCAGCAUUUCAGAAAAAUGGGAUACUAAAAGCAUGGCAUGUCUUGGAGGAGACCCUCAAAGACAUGUUUAGCAAUCACACGACCGCUUUCUCUCCGGAACACUUGUUCAGGGUGGCCGACUUGGGCUGCUCGUCUGGGCCCAACGCCCUUUUCGUCAUCUGGCGCAUAAUCGGCAAAAUCGAGGAGCUUUGCAAGGAAAAUGGGUACGGGCUUGGACCCGAGCUCGAAGUGUUUCUGAACGACCUACCGGGAAAUGACUUCAACAACGUCUUCAUGAUGUUGCCUGAAUUCUAUCAAAAGCUUAAUAAUAAUCAUGAGAACACAAAUAAUAUGGAUGUUAUUAGUCAAAGGCCCAAAACAUUUAUAUAUGGCUUGCCAGGCUCAUUUUAUGGGAGAUUAGUCCCACGCAACAGCCUCAACUUUGUUCACUCAUCAUUUGGUCUUCAAUGGCUCUCUCAGGUUCCACAAGGAUUGGAGAAUAAUAGGGAAAACAUACACCUGGCCAUGGCAAGUCCCCCUGAUGUUUUUGCAGCUUAUUACAGCCAAUUUAAGAGAGAUUUCACCACAUUUCUCGAGUCACGUGCGGUCGAAAUGGUUGUUGGGGCCCGAAUGGUCCUAACGUUCGUCGGUAGAAGUGUCGAGAGCACCUCGGCAAAAGAUGAACAGCAGCACCUCAGACUGCUCUCCGAUACACUUCUUGACAUGGUCCAAGAGGGGCUCGUCAAGGAGGUCGACUUGCAUUCAUUCAACUUCCCUGUAUACACACCGAGCAAACAAGAAGUCGAGACACUUGUUCGUGAACACGGGUCGUUUAACUUGGAUAGGCUCGAGGGCUUUUUCGUCCCUUGGGACUCAUCACAUGUUAAGCAUGGCAACGAUUAUGAAGCGGGAGUCGACAAAUUCGAAAGAGGGAGGCUGGCUUCGAUUCGUGUACGUGCAUUUUCCGAGCCAAUUUUAGCUUCUCAUUUUGGAAAAUCUAUCAUCGAUGAUUUAUUCGCGAGGUACGCGAAGAAAAUGGCCGAACACCUGUCGAAGUUGAAGGAGGAGCCGUCGCUUUUCAAUAUAGUAAUUUCAUUGAGCAAGAAGUAA